GGCAGUCGAUAUGGAGUUUGCCAAAAACAUGUAUGAGUUGCACAAGAAGGUGUCUCCUAGUGAGAUCAUCUUGGGCUGGUAUGCAACAGGUCACGACAUCACGGAACAUUCUGUGCUGAUCCAUGAGUAUUACAGCCGGGAAGCGCACAAUCCAAUCCACCUCACUGUGGACACGAGUCUCCAGAAUUCACGCAUGAGCAUUAAAGCCUACGUCAGUGCCCCAAUGGGAGUCCCUGGUAAAACUAUGGGCGUGAUGUUCACACCUCUAACAGUGAAAUAUGUUUAUUAUGAUACAGAGCGGAUAGGAGUGGAUCUUAUCAUGAAGACUUGUUUUAGCCCUAAUCGAGUGAUUGGCUUGUCCAGUGACUUACAGCAGGUGGGGUCAGCGUCAGCCAGGAUUCAGGAUACCCUGACCAUGGUGCUGCAGUAUGCAGAGGAUGUAUUGUCUGGCAAAGUGGCUGCUGACAACACUGUUGGGCGUUUCCUGAUGGAUCUUAUUAACCAGGUGCCAAAGAUUUCACCAGAGGACUUUGAGACAAUGUUGAACAGCAAUAUCAAUGACCUACUGAUGGUAACCUACUUGGCAAACCUCACACAGUCACAGAUUGCUCUCAACGAAAAACUUCUGAGUUUAUAAAGAAACUUCUUCCACCCUACGCUUCAAAGAGCCUGAAGAAUGAGCAGAUACACUUUUCUAUGGUGGUGUUACCAAUUUCCUUGGACCGUAAUUUAAUUACCUAGGUGACUUGGUUUACAUCUUUAUUUCCAUUGCCCUGAAAAACCCCUAACAUGGUUUAGGAAAUGAAUGGGAACGGCUGCAGUUUAGUUGAGCCAAUAUGUUAAAAUGGAAUACGUGAAUCUUUUGUCUCCUGGGUUUACCUACUUGUAUAACAAAAUACAGCUUUAUUGUAAGAAUUUAUUUGAAAUAAAAGUUCCAUUGCAAUGGCAAGAAUGGCUUCUGUCCAGAGAAAACUGUUCUCACACUUACUGUAUAAUGAAUCCACUGUUGAAAGAAAGGGGGAUAACAUGGCAUCAGAAAAGAAAACUAGAGUGGAUGCAACUCAACUCCAAUUCUGCAGACUUCUUUGCAGGUUUUUUUCCCAACUGUUAAAGCACACUGAAAGCGUGGCUUCUUGUGGUGCACAUAAUAUGCUUUUCCAUGGAGGACUACAGAAUGGUCACUGGUUUAUUAGUGGUGCUGUGUAUAUGCCCUUCUUCAGCAGGGUACUUGACAGAGUGAAUUCAGUUUACAUUAUGGUAUCAUUUCUAUGCAUAUCUGAUGCUUUGGGAAAGGAAAUCAAGGUCAAGAGCAUUAACCCCUCAUAAAGUGGGGGGUUCAGAGAAUUAAACUAGCAACUGAGUUCAUGGUUAAAAGGGCUUGAAAAGCAUUUGUGGCUGAACAAGUGUGGCUACUGGAGUUUCCAUCUUUGCAAAAGAAGAAAAGCACAGCAAAACUAUACUUAAUGAAGUUUUGAGGUUAAAAGUUGGGUGUCAUCAAAUAGCAGCAUCACUGCUGCUAAAAUUAUGUGAACAGAAACUUCCCAUUUUCUCCCCAAAACCUAUUUCACAUUAAAUGAGUUCUAGCUGAAAGCAAGCCAAUACCAAUCUGAGCUGUAACUUUUUACAGUCUCGGCUAAUAACAUUACCUUUAGAAGUCUGUUCAGCGGUACUGAGGAGGUUUUGCCUAAUAGAGUAAAACUGUCCCUCUUCUACAACAUAACUGUUCCCACCUAAUUACUAAUGACUAUUUCUGAUGCCUCACAUUUGUUUUGGUAAAUGAAUGUGAAAUGUUAGAGAAGCCUGCAAAGCCAAUGUUCCCCAGAAUAAUUUUUGUGCUAAUUUGCCAGAUAAAUCCAAGAAUGGGACUCGGGUUACAAAUCUGUAGAUCCUGUACUGGUUGUUCCAAUCUGGAGAAUUCCCCCACUGACUCAGUGCUAAAUUCCAAGUUCUAAUUGCAAGGACAAGGUACAUGAAAACUGAAGGUGUAGCAAAGAUUCUAAUCUCUCUGAAAAUGUUAUUUGUGAGCAUUAAAUAAGUGUUAAAACUCGGCUCUUGUUUUUUAUUAGUCUGAAUAAAAAUGUUUUGUUUUCCCUUCUCUUCUUUAAACUUAAUAUUCGUAACCAGCCAUUUAACUAUUUCACAGAUUUUCAGGUCGGGGUGUUUAUUAAAGUAAGCCUUGAAAUAGGUGGAGGAAAAGAGCAAGCAGCAAAGCUGGGUAAGUCAGUCUCUCAAUUACUGCAAAAAAGUUGCAGGGGAGGAAAAGCAUCAUAGUCUUUCCCUGAUCUCUCCUCUGCAGUAAACUCUUGCCAUUCCCUGUUGGGAAAACUGAUAAAAUGUAAGAAGAAAGGUUUUAAAUGCUCUACAAGUUGAAUAGCUACGCUAUUUAAUAAGCUGCUAUGCACAAAAUGCCAAGUUCUGAGAAGAAAGAUCAGUUUGUGAUCAUUGAUACAGAAAACGUAUUGCGGAAUUUGCCAGUCAGGUACUUACAAGUACCUGAAGACUAAUGAUGAUAUGUCAUUAAGGGACUGAGGUUAUGUCUUCCUAGGCAGAAAGAUUCACUGCAAAGUAGAGGUGUCGGAAGAGCCCACAAUCCAUAGAUUCUGUUGUAUGCCAGGCAGCACAGUGACAAAUGCUUGGAAUUGGAGUAGGAAAAAAAAAAGUUGCCCUUUUAAAAACUCUGUAUCUGAUCCCAUCCAUUGUGUCCCUUUUUACUGGGUAAAUGGCACAUUGUGAGCCUUACUUUGACUCAGGAAUUUUGAAUGCCUGAUUUCAAAUUUCAGUGGCCACUCUUACGAAGGACAAUAUUGCAAACACAAAUGUAAUGCAUCAUUUUGCUUAAUUGUAUUGUACGUAUUUGCUGUGUUAUUACCUAGGAGACUGAGGCAUUCCUUCUCUGGAGUUUGAAAAUCUAGACAGGAAUUCCUAAAGGUAUUUUCAAAUUGUUCCACUUUACGGAAAUCUAAAAACAUGAAGUUCAAUAGAAAAUGUGGUGGGAAAAGCUUGGGAGUCAAGAAACAUCACCAAGGAUUUCAAGCUUUAACUUGCUAUUGAUUUGUAAACCACAAACUUCUUGGAUUUAUUAGGGGACUUUUUCCUUUUUUUUGUUUGUUUAGGAUGCAUUGCUCUAACUAACUUUGGCAAAGUCUAGCUUUAAAUAGUCAAGACAUAGUUCUCUGGGUAUGCUUCUAUAUACACCGCUUAUUAUAUUUAGUCAUAUUAGUGCCACCACUAAUGUAAUAAAAAAACUUUUCUAACCU
Messenger RNA from Aptenodytes forsteri (emperor penguin), 3257 nucleotides. It is a transcript of the gene EIF3F, whose product is annotated as eukaryotic translation initiation factor 3 subunit F. The record is from RefSeq and is a predicted model, not a curated record. Gene Ontology annotation, molecular function: translation initiation factor activity; metallopeptidase activity; translation initiation factor binding. Bases 11 to 637 code for a protein of 208 amino acids. The transcript has 6 exons. Gene Ontology annotation, biological process: translational initiation. NCBI's taxonomy places the organism in Eukaryota, Metazoa, Chordata, Aves, Sphenisciformes, Spheniscidae. Gene Ontology annotation, cellular component: eukaryotic translation initiation factor 3 complex, eIF3m.